AUAAAUUGCAAAAAGAACAAGAGCAGAAAGUGACACUGGAGGCAACAAUCAGCCAUUUGCAGAACGUGAUCCACAACCAGAAUAACCAACAGAGGGGCCAGGAGGUGACGGUGCAAAGGACAGACCAGGUUUCCACCACACAGACCCCACCUCUCACUCCUGCCAAGGAGAAACAAAACGCUCUGUCAGAGCACCCCGAGGAGGAGGAGGAGGAGGAGGGAACAGAAAGUCUGAAGGAUGAGAUGCAGAAAAGGACAUCCCAGCUCACAGCGAAGGAGAACGAGGUACCCGAGGAUGCUCAGCAGAGCCGUGCCCAGCUGCGGGCGAGGCGCUGCAGCCACUGCAGCAGCCCAGCAGCCCUGGGGGCACACAGAGCCCAGGGGACCCCUCCUGCUGAGAGCCCCUCGCUGUGCCUGCAGUGCUCGGAGCUGCGCUCGGAGCUGGAGGCGCUGAGCCAGGAGUACCAGUGGUGCCUGACCCGGCUGCGGCAGUGCCGCGACGAGCUGAACCGCUCCCAGGGCAGCCAGGCUCAGAAACAGCGCAGCCCCUGGACCCCUCUCCUGGUGGCAGUGGCAGCAGUGGCCAUCGCCGCCUUCCUGGCAACGUACAGCCUGUGAAGGAGCUCCCUGAUGACUGACUUCACUGCAGGAACUGACCUCUGCUUCACCAAGAGCAACCUGACCUGACCUGACCUCACCUUCUGCUGUUUUGUGUGUGCACAUUGGGUUUGUACCCCGAGCUGGUGUCACUCCAGCCAGCUCCUGUGAACACAAGGACAUCACCCCUUCCCUUGGCUGCUGGUGUCACUCUAUCCUGAGCUGGUGUCACUCCAGCCAGCUCCUGUGAGCACGGGGACAUCGCCCCUUCCCUUGGCUGCUGUGGUUGCUCUGUUACUGCCAAAGGCUGCCCUGCCCAGCCCUGAAGAUCCAAGGGACAAAGCCCCUGUCAGGACGAGAGGGACAGGGCAUCCUGUGCCUGUGCCAUCCAGCCUGCAUGGGGUUUAUAUCCCCGAGUUCCCCUCCUGUAUUUAUUGCCUCCCUAAAAGGGAGGUACUCGAUCCUGGGCCAUCUCUACUUUUACCUGACAAAGGAACCCAGCUCAGGGGGGCUCCUCAGCACAGUCCCCUCACACCCACUGCUCCAUCCCACUCCUCCAGCCUCCCUUGUGGCCAAGCAUCCCCACAGCCACACCUGCUUCCCAUCACUGCCAGCACCACAAGAAUUCAUCAGGGACAGGGGUUUAAAGUCCCUUUUGCAGCUCCACCGUGCAGGUUUUACAGCAGAACGUGCCCAUCAUUCAUGUGCAGGCUCAGACACAAUGACAUCACCUCCCAUGGAAGUAAAUAUACCUGAAAUAUACACGUAAUGUACACGUAGUACAUGGAGCCUACAAUAAACUUCACUAAUUCAAAGCA
Zonotrichia albicollis (white-throated sparrow) is the source of this 1414-nucleotide messenger RNA. The record is from RefSeq and is a predicted model, not a curated record. Lineage: Eukaryota; Metazoa; Chordata; Aves; Passeriformes; Passerellidae.